Molecule: messenger RNA, 2335 nt
Organism: Chrysoperla carnea
Lineage: Eukaryota; Metazoa; Arthropoda; Insecta; Neuroptera; Chrysopidae
Gene: Amun
Exons: 3
Coding region: 139-1194 (351 amino acids)
Source: RefSeq, a predicted model, not a curated record
GAUAGACGGCAGAUGCGCAUACUUCAAUCAGUACAUACUCCACGCUCUACACACAGUCAGCGCGCACUGCGCUCUCACAAAACAUAAUAUUAUAACAGCAAACAUACAGAUACAGUAAAGCCAGUAAACGUUUGCACAAUGGCUUCCGCUAAAGACACGGCUACAUUUUUUGUAAAUGGUACACCACAACAAUUCGAACAAGUGUUAAAAUUAUAUCCACAAGCGUUAAAGUUAAAAGCUGAAAGAAAAACGAAGAAACCUGAAGAAUUAAUUAAAUUAGAUAACUGGUAUCAAAAUGAACUGCCAAAGAAAAUUAAAAGUCGAGGAAAGGAUGCCCACUUGAUUCAUGAAGAAUUAUGUCAAACUAUGAAAUGGAAACAAACGCGAGGGAAAUUUUAUCCGCAACUCUCAUAUUUGGUAAAAGUAAAUACACCACGUGCUGUAAUGCAGGAAACAAAGCGAGCUUUUAAAAAAUUACCAAAUUUAGAACAAGCAAUAACAGCAUUAUCAAACUUAAAAGGUGUUGGUACAACAAUGGCAUCUGCGCUAUUAGCAGCCGCAUCACCAGAAAGCGCGCCAUUUAUGGCUGAUGAAUGUUUAAUGGCAAUACCAGAAAUUGAGGGUAUUGAUUACACAACAAAAGAAUAUUUAAAAUUUGUGAGUCAUAUACAAUCAACCGUAGACCGAUUAAAUGAUAGCUUAAACACAAAAGAAUGGUCACCGCAUACAGUAGAAUUGGCAUUAUGGACCCAUUACAUAGUAUCCGAAUAUAAACCAGAAUUAUUACAAUCAAUAUCCGAAAAUGGUAGUAACAAUACAUUACAUCAGAAUGGUGAUUCAGUGGGUGCUGAAACAUCUGACGAAAGUAAUCAAGGUCCACCAUUAAAUGGAAAAAUGCCGACAUUAGAUCAAUUGGACGACGCAACAUCGUUUACAGAAGAUUCAUUAGAUAAACCAUCACCGUCAAUAAUUGCUAAUGAAGAAACAAAUGAUUCCGUUGUAUCAGAAUCAACGAAUGAUUCCACAUCUGUACCACAUAACAAUAUUAAUAGUAUUAAUAAUAAAAGGCCUGCUGCUGACAUGCUGGAUGAAUCCUCGCUAAAUACAAAUGAAGAAUCAAAUAAUAGUACACAAGAAGUGGAUGAUGAACCAGUGAACAAAAAAAAUAAAAUAGAAGAUAUUGGUGACAAGUGACCUCAUUAAAUAUACACAUGUAUGUUACCCCCCUUUGUCCUUCUACCCCCACCCCAUCCUCCACCCACAUUAUUCAGUUUCUUAUCUAUUUAUCAUCCGAUUAUCAUUUUAUUAUUAAUUAAUUAUUAUUAUUAAUAUUAUUAUUAUUAUUAUUUAGUAGUCGUCAGAUGAUGGAUAGAUGAUGUGACACGUUAAUUAUUAAUUAUUAUUAAUUACUAAUAUAAAGAAAAACAGAAAAAAAAAACAAAUCCAUUAACAUUUAAGAAAAAAACAAAACAAAAUUUAAAUAAUAAUUCACUUAUUCGAUAUUUAAGUAAUUGUUUUUGUUUAUUUAUGGAAGGUCGCUGAUAUUAUCAUUCAGAGUUUAAAUAAUCGACGAUCCUCUACCAUGAUACAAAAAUCAAUUUCAUGUUUCGAUUUUUCUUGUUUUUUUUUACACACAAAUUUAAACAUCUGAAAAAUUUUGUGGUAACGGAGAUUUAUAAAAUGAACUGAAAAAUACGUAGAAACGUGGCCAUUAGUGUUUAAAUAUUUGGAUUUUGGGUAAUCGUUAUUCAUACCUGGAUAAUGUUUAACAUCCGAGUCAUCAAUUAGUUAAAUAGUCGAGACUAACGACUUCACGGAGGUCGGUUUUUUGGAAAUCGGAUCGGCUAUUCAAUUGGAAAUCAAAAGUCAGUAAUCAAUGGUACAUAGCGCUAUUCAUAAACUGAAACGUUAUGACUGACACCAUUUUUGAAGAGAUAUACUUUUAAUAGUGUCUCUUUGGAAGUUUUUUUUCGAUAUAAAUUUGCACAGUGUGCAAGCGUUUUCAGGCAAAGAUUUCUGAUGAUUAUUUUACAAUAUAUUUUUAUGAUAACUUAUGACGAUCUCUACUUAAAAAAGAGUGAUUUUUAGAAAUGAUUUGUGGAUAAUUAGUGAUGUAAAAACGUGUGUAAAAAAUUUUUUUUCUCGAAUUUAAACCUAGUUAAAAUUUUAUAUGAAAUUGGUUUUCUUCUUAAAAAAUUCCCUCUAAUAUUAAAAAAAAUAAAACAAUUGUGUACAGAAAUAUCGAACAAAGCUACCUUUCAUGAAUAAAUUGUUUUUUGUAAUUGUAUUAUUUGCUACACUUUUUGGGCACUAGCGAAUUUUUGACAUAAAAAUA